CACUAUGCUCUGUUUUUUCCAGGGGUGAGCCCCUCCAGACUCCGAAUAGGGGAUCAAGAAUUUGAUUCGUUGCCUGCUUUACUGGAAUUCUACAAAAUACACUAUUUGGACACUACAACGUUGAUAGAACCAGUUUCCAGAUCCAGGCAGGGUAGUGGAGUGAUUCUCAGGCAGGAUGAGGCAGAAUAUGUGCGAGCCCUCUUUGACUUUAAUGGGAAUGAUGAAGAAGAUCUUCCCUUUAAGAAAGGAGACAUCCUGAGAAUCCGGGAUAAGCCUGAAGAGCAGUGGUGGAAUGCGGAGGACAGCGAAGGCAAGAGGGGGAUGAUACCUGUCCCUUACGUCGAGAAGUAUAGACCUGCCCCCGCCUCAGUAUCGGCUGUGGUUGGAGGGAACCAGGAGGGUUCCCACCCACAGCCACUGGGUGGGCCGGAGCCUGGGCCCUAUGCCCAACCCAGCGUCAACACUCCGCUCCCUAACCUCCAGAAUGGGCCCAUUUAUGCCAGGGUUAUCCAGAAGCGAGUCCCUAAUGCCUACGACAAGACAGCCUUGGCUUUGGAGGUCGGUGAGCUGGUAAAGGUUACGAAGAUUAAUGUGAGUGGUCAGUGGGAAGGGGAGUGUAAUGGCAAACGAGGUCACUUCCCAUUCACACAUGUCCGUCUGCUGGAUCAACAGAAUCCUGAUGAGGACUUCAGCUGAGUAUAGCUCAACAGUUUUGCUGACAGAUGGGAACAAUCUUUUUUUUUCCAACUGCCAUCUAUACAGUUUUCUUACAGAUGUCAAAAGCAGUCUAGUUUAUAUAAGCAUUCUGUUACCUGUGAUCUUUUUGAGACUGAACUACUCCAUUCCUAGUCUUAUUUACCAUGUUCAGGGUACGAAACUGGAGGGCUUAUGUGUUAACUUCUGAAUUGGCAAUUUUAGGUGGUAGCAGCCAUGCCUGUAUGUGAGAAAGGAUAGAUAUCUUGCCUCCUUUCUUUCAGGCAAUGCAAAUCAACCUGUGGGAAACUGAUGGUCAGGAGAGGAGUGUUACACACUGCUUACCCUGAUUUAUUCAAUGGAUUUAUUUUCAUUCUGAAACCGUACUAUCAAAUGGCAUUAGAUUGUUCCCUUCCGCCCCCACAAAGUAAUCAUGCACCAUGUGAGUAGUACCCAGUGGGAUUGCUUUCUCAUUUAUAGAACAUGACCAUUGUAUGACUCAUUCUGACAUUUCAAAUCCUGAGAAUUCUGAGAACACUACUAGAGGCAUUUGUCUUCCUUCCUAGUCAAUGCUUCAUAUUUUUUCUUGGGAUUCUUUCAACCUUCGUCAUUCUUUUUCCCCAAACAUAGGUUAAUUCUUAAGUGUGUAUUUUCAUUCCAAAUGAGAAGCAGGAUAUGCAGAGCACUUUACUCAGUGCGUAGCUUUAAGCCAGUAUUGGAUUCAAUAAGUGGACAUCCAGACUCCCAGCUCUCUGCCUUCCCCCCAUGGGGUCAUAGUAGGUUCACUCUGCUGCUGCAGCUAAGUAGACUCCUGGCUAAAGGGAUCCAUUUCUCCAGUACCCUACUAGGAGACUCUUGGAAUUCUUAGCAUCUACUUGGAGUGGAAGGACCAAUCACUUACAAUAUUCCAUAGAAGGUUUUGAGGCCAAAUUCUGCCCUCUGUAUUAUGUGCAACUUGUAUAAAAGUCAGGUUAAAUGAUAUGAGUUUGGGAGGGUAGGAUUAGCACUUUGACAAAAAAAAAAAAAAAGUCUUUGAUCCAAUCAUGAAUUGCUUUUGUAUUACUCAUUUCACAUGGCCAGAAGAGUGCUGGAAAUACAUUGCAUUACUACCUGCAUUUUUGGCUCUUUGUUUAUGUCAGGAUCAGUUUACAAACCCUUUUAAGUAUGAAACAGUUUAUAUGGGGUCAGGUGCUCCAAAGAAUAGACUUAAAAGACCAAAAAUUAUCUAGGCUAUUUAGAUUACAACAUGAAAGUUUUGAAGUUAGUUCCUAGUCUAUAAAGGCACUUACUGGUCUGUGGUGUAGUAUGACCGAUAAAAACACCUGACACUUUGCUUUGGACCUCAUUUUAGAAAAAUAACAUACCUUUCUAAUUGUCUUGCAUAGGUGAAUCUGAUUUGAUUGUACCAAAUCAUGUUAUCCCAGUGGUUAGCACGUUGCCUGGCACACAGUUGACGUGCAGAUGUUCGUGUGAGUGAGCGAGGGGAGUGCAGAAACAUUACAUGGCACAAGGAGGCCAACUGGCACAGGAUUACAUACAUUACCACAAGCAAACUAAUGAGUUGACGCUAACUUAAUAUAUUUUUACCUCACACUAAGGUAAUGCUUGAUAAAGACAUUAAUACUCAACUUUUAAAAUGUUAGCACAGUGCUCUGCACAUAGUGGGUGCUCAAUAAUGUUGAAUGAACAGAUUUGCAAUACUAGAUGAAAUUCCAUCUGACUACUUUGUUAAAUUUUCAUUUAGAGCAUAGAUACUGUAAGAUCCAAAUACACAUUGAAUCUUGUUUUCCUUAAGUAAGGCAUCUAAAAUAUUUGUAGAAAGACCUCGUCACAAGUGAUUCGAAUGUUUGUAUUUUCUCUUGCCUUUGACGUUGAUACUGGCUUAUAAUGACUCUCUUCAUUAUAUGUAAUAUGAGUGGAACAUGCAACUCUACCCAAAUCAUAAGGAUUUCUCUCAAUGAUUGGUUGUCCAGAGCCAUUACAUGAACUGUUGGGUUGGACUGGCUGCAUGUUGCAGUUAUUGGACCUCAAGAAAUCAAAGAACUGCUUACAAGUAUCUUCCAAAAAAGCAAAUGUUAGAAUCCUAUCCAAGUGCAUAUGUACAUUGUCACAGAACAAAGUAAACCGAAAUUGGCUGCUAUAUUUUAUAUAAUCAUUUCUUCAAAAGCCCUUUUUUUUUUUUUUUUGGAUACUAAUGUUUGACAUGGUUAAUUCUUAUUAAUUUGUUGGAAUUGUUUAUUGUUAAUAAUGCAGAUAGAUAAUUUUUAAUUAUCCACAAGUAACAUUUCACUAUUAAUGGUUUGAAAUGGGUGAUAAGCAAACCAAUUUGAAAUAAAGUAUGAACAUGUGCCAUUGUAUUAUAACACUAUACACUUUCUUGACAGUUAAAUUUUAAAAAAAU
Molecule: messenger RNA, 3094 nt
Organism: Tupaia belangeri chinensis (Chinese tree shrew)
Lineage: Eukaryota; Metazoa; Chordata; Mammalia; Scandentia; Tupaiidae
Gene: CRK
Product: CRK proto-oncogene, adaptor protein
Exons: 2
Biological process (GO): enzyme-linked receptor protein signaling pathway; cell migration
Cellular component (GO): cytoplasm
Molecular function (GO): signaling adaptor activity; receptor tyrosine kinase binding
Source: RefSeq, a predicted model, not a curated record